CAAAAUGAGUAAGAUACUACCUCAAUUCUCAAUCAUCUCAUUUUCUUAGUCACAGAAUCACUCAGUCCCAGCAUCCAUGACUUGCAACAAGCGAGACAAGCAUUCUGCAAUUCGUUUCUUUAAGAUUAUCACAACAAGAAGUCUUGAAGCUGGAAAACUUAUGCUUCCAAAUGGUUUCACUAGGGAACAUGGUGGUGAUGUGUCAAACCCAGUGUUUCUCAAGCCUCCAGAUGACAAAGACUGGAAGAUACAUUGGACUAAACAUGAAGAUGGCUAUAUUUGGUUUGAAAAGGGUUGGAAAGAAUUUGCUUCAUACUACUCCCUUGAUCAUGGGUACUUGCUGUUGUUUGAAUACAACAAACAUUCUGAUUUUGGGGUACACAUAUUUGACAAGAGUACCCUUGAAAUAGAAUACCCUUUCCAAGGCUAUAAGGAUGAACCCGACAAUCUUGGUCAAAUUAAUGCUGAUUUAGUUCAGAGUUUGGAUGAGAGAACUUCAUGCAAGAAGAGAAAACUGAAAUCUCCAAUGUCAAGUUCUCAACCAAGUAAGAAAUUGAGACCUAGCACAAGUGGAGAUGUUGGAAGAAGAUCCAAAUCGCCAAAGUUGCCUCAGCAUGUUAAAGGUCAUCAUCAGUCUCAAGGGACCGAAUUUGAGGAAUUGGAUGAGAAUGUGAGUGGUGACUCCCUUGAAUGCCUAAAAUGGAAGGAGUUAACUUCUAAAAUUACUAAGGCUUCAAACAGAGCCAGAACCAUCACAUCUAAAAACCCCUCUUUCAAAGUUGUCAUCAAACCUGCCUAUGCCAAUAAAUACAUACGAGUUACAUCAGAAUUUGCAGAAAAGCAUUUGAAGAACAAGCGAGGUGAGAUCAUCCUUCAUGUCAAGGAUGGGAGAACAUGGCCUGUUAAAUAUGUUCUUGAAAAAGGGACAAUCAGUGCUGGAUGGAAGAAAUUUGUAUCAGACAAUAACUUGAAAGUUGGGGAUGUUUGUGUUUUUGAAUUGACCAAGAGUCAACCUCUUUCUUUGAAGGUAUCAAUCUUUCCACCUGGGGGAGAAUCAGAUCAACCUCAUUCCCCUCCAUCACUAGGUAGGAAGGCAACUCAGAAAAGAGCUGAUGCAUUCACCCCAAAAAACCCCUAUUUCACAGCCAAUAUAAAGCCAAACAAGUGGGGGGAUUACAGACAGGAUGUACCAAAGGCCUUUGUCAGGAAGCACUUAAAAAACAAGAAGCACUUGCGGUUGCGAUUUGAAAAUAAAUUCUGGCCUGUAGGGUUGUACCAUCUUCCAAAACGAGGUGUGGGCAAGUUGUCAAAAGGUUGGGCCCGAUUUGCAAGAGAAAGUAAAUUGCUGGUUGGAGAUGUUUGUGUCUUUGAACUCAUCAACAAGGAAGAAGAUGCUCCUGUGUUUCAUGUUCAUAUUUUCAAAGCCUAAUGUCAAGGCCAUAAUAUAUUAUUUGGAGAUGUUUUGGUGAGGUAUAUCUAUAUUAUAUAUGACUACUAGGCAAUGAAAUUGGUUAUGUAAUGCUUAAUUAAUCCUUUAAAAUAUGUAUGUCCUAAACUUAGUUUAUCAGGUUUGUACAUAAGUUGGUUAAAUAUUUGGUAUU
Molecule: messenger RNA, 1601 nt
Organism: Lotus japonicus
Lineage: Eukaryota; Viridiplantae; Streptophyta; Magnoliopsida; Fabales; Fabaceae
Product: B3 domain-containing transcription factor VRN1-like
Exons: 6
Coding region: 77-1429 (450 amino acids)
Molecular function (GO): DNA binding
Source: RefSeq, a predicted model, not a curated record